AUGAACGCUAAUUUGGAGGAAGCCGCCACCAUAGCGGCGGAGUACAUUUCCAAGCUGCAGCAGGAGAUACAGAAGGAAGGUGGCAAGUAUGUACGACACUCGCUCAAGAAUCCGGGGCAACCGCUCGCACCGAAAGAUGGCGCAAUUCCUCAAAACAUCUCCGCUCAGUAUGCCGAAAUCGACCAACUGGCCGCAGAGAAGAUCGCCUUGGCGGAACGGAUGGUACAACUCAUACAGCGGGCGAGGGCCAGGCUGGACCAUGACCUCAGCAAGGCGAGCUACUCCCUCGGCCAAGGUUCGCGAAAUCCCGCAGAACGAAUCACCGAGAGUUUGCGCAACGCCAUUGCCAUCCCUGAGGCGCCGCCGCCCGCGCCUUCGGCCAGCGUAGCACCACCGCAAAAGAAACGGAGAAUAGCCACAGCCGCUUCGGCGGGAAGCAUCAAGCUGCCGAGCCCAGCACCCAUGCCAGCGAGCGCCUACGGCGCAGGCCAGCGGUCGAGGGCGUCGCAGCAGACCCGACAGUCCCCUGCGCGUUCGCGCCGAGUCACGGCAUCCGCCGGGCUGGACGCGGACGAAGACGCAGAGGGCGAAGACGAUCUCGAGAUGGAAGAAGGCGGGGACGCAGAGGAUAAAGAAAUAUACUGCAUUUGCCAAAGGAUGUCUUACGGCGAGAUGAUUGCUUGCGACAAUCCCAAUUGCCGCUACCAAUGGUUCCAUCUGGAUUGUGUCCACCUGAAGUCGCCGCUUCCCGAGAGCUGGUACUGCAGCGAUUGCCUAGCGACGAUGAAGAAGGGGGGUAUGGGCGCUGCGAACGCUGGGCGGAAAGGAAGGAAGAAAUAA
Fomitopsis serialis is the source of this 840-nucleotide messenger RNA. RefSeq lists its product as uncharacterized. Gene Ontology annotation, biological process: regulation of DNA-templated transcription. Bases 1 to 840 code for a protein of 279 amino acids. The record is from RefSeq and is a predicted model, not a curated record. The transcript is spliced from 6 exons. Gene Ontology annotation, cellular component: nucleus. Lineage: Eukaryota; Fungi; Basidiomycota; Agaricomycetes; Polyporales; Fomitopsidaceae.